This is a messenger RNA of Nicotiana tabacum (common tobacco), 2611 nucleotides long. Its product is annotated as alkaline/neutral invertase A, mitochondrial. Gene Ontology annotation, biological process: sucrose catabolic process. The record is from RefSeq and is a predicted model, not a curated record. Gene Ontology annotation, cellular component: mitochondrion. Gene Ontology annotation, molecular function: sucrose alpha-glucosidase activity; endo-alpha-N-acetylgalactosaminidase activity. Lineage: Eukaryota; Viridiplantae; Streptophyta; Magnoliopsida; Solanales; Solanaceae.
UGCACCAGAAUCAGAAAUAGUCAUUCCCACUUUCCAUAGAUCUUCAAACUUCACAAACUAAUUAUUGCAUUUCCCUAUUUUUUCUGUUUUAUCUUAUCCCAAAAUUUUCUCAUUUCCCUAUAUGUGUGCAGAUCCAAAUAUUACUAUUCAUCACAAGAAUCUAUUCAUUCCACAUUCCAUUACAUUAUAAACAAACUUUUUGCCUACUUUUUAUUUACCAGAUUUUGGAUAAUUUUGCUAUGAAAUCAAUGAAUUUGAUAACUAUGAAGCCUUGUUGUCGAAUUCUAAUCGCAACUAAGAGCAAUUCCUUUUUGGGUCUUCCAUUCAAGAAGGCACAUAAUUCAUUCAGCACAAAUUCGUCGAAUUUUCGUUUGAAUUUGAGGCAAAAAUCUGAUUUUUACAGCUACCCAAUUCGUAUUUUGGGCUCUGGAAGGAUUAUCAAUGGGAAGCAGAAGUUGUUGUGUGUGCCAAAUUCAUGUUGGGGUCAAUCUAGGGUUUUCUCAGGCCCAAUUGGGGCCUCAAAGAGAGGGUUCCAUGCUAUUGCUAGUGUUGCAUCGGACUUUAGGAAUUAUUCAACUUCUGUUGAAACUCGUGUUAAUGACAAGAACUUUGAGAGGAUUUAUGUGCAAGGAGGUUUGAAUGUGAAGCCAUUGGUAGUGGAAAAGAUUGAUUUAGAUGAACAUGCUGCUGGAGUUGAUGGUGAACGUGUGAAAAAUGAUGAGAGCGUGAAAGAAGAGGGUGAGGGGCAAGUGGAGGUUCGGGGCGGGGAGGAGUCAGAGGCGGUGAAGGAGGCAUGGAAGUUGUUGGAGAAUGCUGUGGUUACAUAUUGUGGGAGCCCUAUAGGGACUCUUGCUGCUAAUGAUCCUAAUGAUAAGUUGCCAUUGAAUUAUGAUCAAGUCUUUAUUAGGGAUUUUAUCCCAUCUGCCCUUGCUUUUUUGCUCAAGGGGGAUAAAGACAUUGUUAAGAAUUUCCUACUUCACACCCUGCAACUGCAGAGUUGGGAGAAAACUGUGGACUGUUACAGUCCAGGGCAAGGGUUGAUGCCUGCAAGUUUUAAAGUUAGAACAGUGCCCCUUGAUGAUAACAAAUAUGAAGAAGUUCUAGACCCAGAUUUUGGGGAGUCAGCUAUUGGCCGCGUAGCACCUGUUGAUUCAGGCUUGUGGUGGAUUAUCUUGUUGAGAGCUUAUGGGAAGAUCACCGGUGACUAUGGAUUACAAGAAAGAGUGGAUGUACAGACUGGCAUAAAGCUGAUAUUGAACCUGUGUCUGUCUGAUGGGUUUGAUAUGUUUCCUUCUUUGCUAGUCACUGAUGGUUCCUGCAUGAUAGAUAGGCGUAUGGGUAUUCAUGGACAUCCGCUUGAGAUUCAAGCUUUAUUUUACUCAGCACUUAGGUGUUCCCGUGAGAUGCUCUCUCUGGAUGAAGGAUCCAAGAAUUUGGUGAAUGCCAUAAACAACCGACUUAGUGCAUUGUCAUUUCACAUUAGAGAAUAUUAUUGGGUUGAUAUGAAGAAGAUCAAUGAAAUAUACCGAUAUAAGACAGAGGAGUAUUCCACUGACGCCACUAACAAAUUUAACAUCUACCCUGAACAAAUCCCUCACUGGUUGAUGGAUUGGAUCCCUGAGGAAGGUGGUUAUCUUAUUGGCAAUUUACAGCCUGCCCACAUGGACUUUAGAUUCUUCACACUUGGAAAUCUGUGGUCCAUUGUGUCAUCUUUGGGUACCCCAAAACAGAAUGAGGCGAUCCUGAAUCUGAUUGAAGCAAAAUGGGACGAUAUUGUGGGUUCUAUGCCCCUUAAAAUAUGUUACCCUGCUCUGGAGAAUGAAGAGUGGCGUAUAAUCACUGGUAGUGACCCUAAGAACACACCUUGGUCAUAUCAUAACGGGGGUUCUUGGCCAACUCUUCUCUGGCAGUUCACGCUGGCAUGUAUCAAGAUGAAUAGGACUGAUCUGGCUAAGAAGGCAGUUGAUUUAGCUGAGAAAAGGCUUCGGGUGGAUCAGUGGCCUGAAUAUUACGAUACAAGGUACGGCAAGUUUACGGGAAAACAAGCCCGGCUGUACCAAACAUGGACUAUAGCUGGUUUUCUGACAUCUAAAAUGCUAUUGGAAAAUCCAGAGAUGGCUUCAUUGCUAUUCUGGGAAGAAGAUUAUGAUCUUCUUGAGAUUUGUGUCUGUGCUCUUAAGAAAUCUGGAAGGAAAAAGUGCUCACGCGGUGCUGCCAAGUCUCAGAUCCUUGUAUGAGUUAACCAUCAUUCUUUCAGAGGUUAACACAUUCUACAUGUACAGGAAAUAGUUAGGAUUAGGGUAUCACACCCCUUGGGGUGCAGCCCUUUCCCGGACCCUGCAUGAAUGCGGGAUGCUUCGUGCACCGGGCUACCCUUUUAAGGGUAUGUCUAGGGGGUUUUUCAACCUCUAGACUUAACAGCAGGAUUUUUUAUUUUUCACACAGCAUUAUGGAAUUACCAUUGAUUUGUAAGCCAGUUAAUUGUAAUAGUUCAUCAACUUAGGAAAUGAAACUAAAUUUCCUUGAAGGCCUUCAUAACAGGCAUCUUCCGGAAUUAAUCUGUAUAUAUAUACUAUAUACUCAUAUAAUACUAUGAUGAUUGGCAUGUUUG